AUGGUUCGUGUAAGCAACACCAUCUUGGCCAUCUUCAACUGCAUUACUUUACUAAUAGGUCUGGUGAUCAUGGGUUUAGGCCUAUAUAUCUUUGCAAGAGGCAGCGCCACAGGUUGUGAUAAAGUUUUGCGAAACCCAAUGAUUAUAGUGGGUGCAGUCAUUACUGCAAUAUCAUUGUUUGGGUUGAUAGGCUCAUGUUGCAGGGUCAACUUUGCUUUGACGCUUUACUUGAUUCUCUUAUUCUUGUUGCUUUUGUGCCUAAUUGGUUUCACGGUUUUUGCCAUUUUGGUCACAAAUGAGAGCUUCGGCAGGGCCUUCUCGAAAACCAAGAUCAUGGAUUUCCGUAACUGGUUGAGGGACAAUCUUGGUGAUGAAAAUCAUUGGAAUGAUAUUAAGAGUUGUGCGCUUCAAACAAAGAUAUGCCAUGAGAAUAAUCACAAGAAGCUCUCUGAUAUACAGUCUGGAUGUUGCCAGCCACCAGUUUCCUGCGGAUUUGUAUCAAGCAAUGCGACGCUGUGGAAUCGUCCUAAAACCAGCCCAGCUGUGAAAUACAGUGGUGACUGCACAGCAUGGAGCAACCAUCAGGACACCCUUUGCUUCAACUGCGAGUCUUGCAAAGCUGCAUAUGUUGUCACUAGUAGGAAGAAAUGGGGACAGUUGGCCAUAGCCAACGCCUGUUUCGUUGCCUUCACUGUUAUUUUCUAUUCCAUUGGUUGCUGUGCAAGAAGUAACAACCAAAAAGACAGCCACCACAGAUACAGAGGUUAUCCUUGA
Populus euphratica (Euphrates poplar) is the source of this 774-nucleotide messenger RNA. RefSeq names its product tetraspanin-11-like. Gene Ontology annotation, cellular component: membrane. Bases 1 to 774 code for a protein of 257 amino acids. Gene Ontology annotation, biological process: auxin-activated signaling pathway. The record is from RefSeq and is a predicted model, not a curated record. The transcript is spliced from 2 exons. NCBI's taxonomy places the organism in Eukaryota, Viridiplantae, Streptophyta, Magnoliopsida, Malpighiales, Salicaceae.